Messenger RNA from Lodderomyces parapsilosis, 1284 nucleotides. It is a transcript of the gene APR1, whose product is annotated as proteinase A. Gene Ontology annotation, molecular function: aspartic-type endopeptidase activity. Lineage: Eukaryota; Fungi; Ascomycota; Pichiomycetes; Serinales; Debaryomycetaceae. Bases 1 to 1284 code for a protein of 427 amino acids. The transcript has a single exon. Gene Ontology annotation, cellular component: fungal-type vacuole. The record is from RefSeq and is a predicted model, not a curated record.
AUGCAAUUCUCCUUAUCAGUAUUGUCAACGAUUGCUACUACACUCUUGGCAUUCUCUGCCACCACCGUUGAUGCUAAAACUCAUUCAAUCAAAUUGAAUAAGUUGUCCAAUGAAGAAACCUUGGAUGCUACUAAAUUUCAAGAGUAUACAAAUGCAUUGGCUAACAAGUAUGUAAAUCUAUUCAACAAGGCCAAUGGUAACCCUCAAGCAUUUGGCGCUCAACAAGUUUUAUCUGGUGGCGGUAAGAAACAUAAAGCUGAAAUUCCUUUUGUUACACCAGAAAAUAAAGGUGGUAAAUUUGAAGCACCAUUGACAAAUUACUUGAAUGCUCAAUAUUUCACAGAAAUUCAAAUUGGUACUCCAGGACAAACAUUCAAGGUCAUUUUGGAUACUGGUUCAUCUAAUUUAUGGGUUCCAUCUCAAGAUUGUACUUCUUUGGCUUGCUUUUUGCAUUCCAAAUAUGAUCACGAUGCUUCUUCGACCUAUAAAGCCAAUGGAUCCGAAUUUUCUAUCCAAUAUGGUUCUGGAUCUAUGGAGGGUUACAUUUCACAAGAUACUGUUAGCAUUGGUGAUUUGGUUAUCCCUAAACAAGAUUUUGCUGAAGCCACUUCGGAACCAGGUUUGGCAUUUGCAUUUGGUAAAUUUGAUGGUAUAUUGGGUUUGGCUUAUGAUACAAUUUCUGUAAACAAAAUCGUUCCACCAAUUUACAAUGCUAUAAAUCAAGAUUUACUUGAUGCACCACAAUUUGGCUUUUAUUUAGGUGACACAAAUAAGGAUGAAGAAGAUGGUGGAGUUGCUACAUUUGGUGGAUACGAUGAAUCAUUGUUUCAAGGAAAGAUUACUUGGUUGCCAGUUAGAAGAAAAGCUUAUUGGGAAGUUGCUUUUGAAGGUAUUGGUUUGGGAGAUGAAUACGCUGAAUUGUUUAAGACUGGUGCUGCCAUCGAUACUGGUACUUCAUUGAUUACUUUGCCUUCAACUUUGGCUGAGAUUAUCAAUUCCAAGAUCGGUGCAACCAAGUCUUGGUCAGGUCAAUAUCAAGUUGAUUGUGCCAAGAGAGAUGAAUUGCCAGAUUUAACAUUGACUUUUUCAGGCUACAAUUUUACUUUGACUGCUUAUGAUUAUAUUUUAGAAGUUGGUGGUUCAUGUAUUUCAGUGUUUACUCCAAUGGAUUUCCCUCAACCAAUUGGUGAUUUGGCCAUUAUUGGUGAUGCAUUUUUAAGAAGAUAUUAUUCAAUUUAUGAUUUGAAAAAGAAUGCUGUUGGAUUAGCUCCAUCAAAAGUUUAA